UAAAAGGCAGUGCGACGACGAAAUCCAUCAAUUGCUAGCUAGCUGGCCGGGUUGAACGAGAGGGCGAAGGCACACGCUUGAGAAGAGCCGCACCAGGGCUGUCAGCGGGCGGGAAAGCUGCGCCAGCGGAGACUCAUCAAGAAGAAGAUGGGAAGGCAGCCGCACUAAAAGCAGAGGCGGUGGGAGGUUCAAGACGAUUAUGGGAAGGCUACCCAUUCUCGUUCAAUCUUCUUCAGGUAGAUGCAGUCACUGUGUUCUCUCCUCCUGUCCAAUCUUUCUUCCUUUCUUUCACAACUGCACAAAUCAAAGCAAAGACAAUCCGCUCUACCUACAUGUAUUGAACCGUUUGCAAUCCAACGCCUUGGAAGCCUCACGUUUCGGUUUCAAUUAUCUCUGUCGAUGAACUCGCUACUGAGGCUUUCAAGUGGGUUAACAUUCUCCCCGGACCCUGUGGCCAACCGGAUACCAAUCAGCUUGGGCCACACAGCGGGUUGCACGCUCGCCGACGUUUGUUCUACCGCAGCCGACACCCUGCGGAACUGUACGCCUUUGUUCGAUUCAUUGUUUGGUUCUAUUUCAAGCUCGCCUCACGUCUAUUUUACCCACGUCCAACUUUGUUCUACUGGCAACGCGAUAUUGCAACUCCCUUUCGAUCAUCUCGGCUCCCCUCUAGUACAACAUACAUGCUCUCGAUGGCUAGUAGUAGUCUUUGAACACGACGACAUUAAGCAGCGCCAUGGCUUUCUCAAUUUUCUUGCGACCUGUGGCACUGGUCUUUACCUCCUCAAGCCCGUCGCUGCCGCUCUGUUCGCUGACUGGGCGCCGACCACGCCUUGCUACAUACAAAGUCGGAGACCCUUGAUCAGCGAAAGUCCAUUUCUCUCUUGGCUCCCAUUCAAAACCAUCCUCGCUCGUCCGCCGAUCCCCCAACUCCUUCGAAAAUGGAUCACCAACAUAGAGCACCACAUUGUGCAGCUUGGAGCGCGGCGACGAAUUCAUCGGAACAGUACAGUAGGCAGCGGCAGUGGUAGCGCGGAAACCUCAAAAGGCGCUGGAGCGAACAAGCGUCGGAAAACAGACCCCAGGCCGAACGGUAACUCUCCUCCCAGCAAUAACGGCCACUCGAAUAACGAUUCCGGCGGGGAGCACCCAAGUAUCGAUGCCAAACCGGAUAAGAAGAGAAUCCUCGCAUGCCACUUCUAUGCACACGACCCCAAUGCACACGGCGACUGUCAGGGCUACCAUUUCGUGUAGGCGAAAGACGUCAAAAGACAUCUCACGGAACCCGACAGAGGCGAUCACUAUCCUCUAAUACAUUGUGUCAUUUGCCACGCCGUUUUCCCGUCACAUGCCGAG
Colletotrichum acutatum is the source of this 1356-nucleotide messenger RNA. RefSeq lists its product as uncharacterized. Lineage: Eukaryota; Fungi; Ascomycota; Sordariomycetes; Glomerellales; Glomerellaceae. Bases 241 to 1254 code for a protein of 337 amino acids. The transcript has a single exon. The record is from RefSeq and is a predicted model, not a curated record.